Molecule: messenger RNA, 1416 nt
Organism: Clonostachys rhizophaga
Lineage: Eukaryota; Fungi; Ascomycota; Sordariomycetes; Hypocreales; Bionectriaceae
Source: the annotation of a GenBank genome assembly
AUGCCUCACAGAGUCACAAACUUCCUCAGGACUUCCUCUGGGAACAUUGGCCAGAUCAAAAAGGUAGCCACCAGCCGGAGGUCAUCGCCCAGCCCCGAUAUGUCUGACCACGAAGACAACCACCACUCGCACGCUGUCGGUGCCAUCAGAAUGCCAGAUCUCGCCGAGGCCCUGAAGGCCCACCGCCUUUCCCUUCACUUUGGCAAGAAGGAGCACAACUCGGCCGUCGCUUUAAAUUAUGAUGUGGAGAGCCCUCCCAUCGUCCUCCACGGAAACCCAGAAGAGAGCACCGGAGCCCUGUUUUCCGGCCAGAUGCAACUCGAGGUCAAGGACGACGUGGUAGAUGUCGAGACCUUCGCUGCUACUCUGAAGAUGCAUACCACCCACAAGCGACCGUUCCAGAACCACUGCUACGACUGCCAGAACCAGUUCACCGAGCUCAAGGCCUGGAACUUCCUCGCCCACCCAAUGACCCUGAAGCGUGGCACCCACUACUUCCCCUUCUCAGUCCUGCUCGAGGGCCACUUGCCCGCCAGCAUGAACACCUCAACAACCAUCAUCGCCUAUGAGUUCAAGGCCGAGGCUAAGCUGAACCGCACAUCCAGCUCCCAGCACCCCACAACUGUCAAGUUUGAGCGUGCACUGCACGUCAAGCGUGCCAUGGUUGAGUCUGAGAUUCCUCAUCACUCGGUCCGCCUCUUCCCCCCCACCAACAUCAAGAGUAGUGCCCACUACUCUACUGUCAUCCAUCCUACCGGCAAGAACACAGUCGAACUCAAACUCGAUGGUCUCAUGGACCUUAACGAGCAGACAAAGACUUUGAACCUCUGGAAGCUCAGGAAGGUCACCUGGAAGCUCGAGGAGACGGUCAAGACCGUCUCCCCCGCCUGUGACAAGCACCGCGUCGGUGGCGAAGACGAGGCUUCCAAGGGCGCCGCUCGAACAGAGAUGCGCGUUUUGGGCGAGAAGCACCUCCACGACGGCUGGAAGUCAGACUACACCGGCGUUGAUGGAACGGUCGACAUGGAGUUCGACUACCAAGUCACCCAGCGCCGUUCCAAGGGAGAUCUCAAGUAUGCCUGCAGCGGAAAGUACCGCGACGGCACCGAGGUCACCCACUCGCUCCUUCUCGAGCUCGUUGUCUCCAAGGAAUACGCACCGGAGGGCAAGCCACACAUGGCGGCCCAGACCGGAACCGGCCGCAUCCUCCGCAUGCACUACGAUAUCAUCAUGUCGGACCACCCAGGCCUUGGCAUCAGCUGGGACAACGAAGCCCCGCCUGUCUACACUGAUGUGCCCGCCAGCCCGCCUGGAUACGAGUUUACCGAACACUUGAUCGAGUACGACGAGCUUGAGCUGCUCGAUGCGCAGCGGGGUAGCCAGCCCCCCACGCGGAGACCCUCAACAUCUGACUGA